AUGCAACUUCUUCAUGGCACCUUUUUCUCAAUUUUGGUCAUAACCAUCACCCUAAACCAAAUUCCAACAUCUUGUGCUGGUGAUGUGCAUUAUUCGAAAUGCAGUUCUCCAUUUCAUUGUGCAAAUCUCAAAAACCUGAGUUAUCCUUUCUGGGGAUUUACUAGACCCCCAUAUUGUGGGCACCCUGCGUUUAACCUACAAUGCACAGGUGAAGUAGCAACGCUUACCUUUAUGUCAGAGAGUUAUAGAGUUCUUGAAGUCAAUAACUCGGAUCAUAGACUCAAACUUGUAAGAACUGAAUACUGGAACAACAUCUGUCCAACUAGCCUCAGGAACAUCGAUAUAGGUUGCACUUUCUUUGAUUAUGGUUCAGAUUCUCAGAACCUGACUCUCUACUAUGAUUGUCCUUCAUUUCCUCAAUCAGAUAGCUUUUCCCCUCGCUUUAACUGUAGUAUAAAUGGAACGCAAAUGAUUAACUAUUUUGUGAUAGAGAGCAUGCUUGAAUAUGCUGAGUCAAGUGAAAUACUGGGAACAUGCAAAUCUAGAGUAGUUGUUCCGAUUUUUGAGUCAGAAGCUGAAGUCCUACGAACAAACUCAACAGUUGAAAAUCUUAAGGCCGUUCUUGAUAAUGGAUUUGGCGUGGAGUGGAAUGCAAACAAUAGUUUGUGUGAUGAAUGCCAAAACUCAGGUGGGCAUUGUGGUUAUAACCCAAGCUCAAGUGAAUUUGCUUGCUAUUGCAGGGAUGGAUCUUUUCCAUCCACAUGUAAAAAUUCAGAUAGAAUGGUAGAUAUUAGAAAACUAGCUAGAUCUAAUGGAAAAUAUCUACAAAUCCCCUUUUCUGAGUUCAAACCUCAAAUUAUCAAAUGUGACAAUAUGUCACCUCUUAGUGUUGUAGAAGGGGAAAAGCCUGAGUCUAUGAAAAUCUUGACUAAUCCAGAGGAGAUCACGGCUGAAAUGGUCAUGCAGCUCCUGUUUCCUUUCUUCAUAUCCCCCUGUUCAAAGCAUAGAACCAUAGUUCAUAGGACUGCCACCACGAACGAACAUCAAACUAUGUUGUCCCUGUCCUCCGCCACCACCACCAUCGUAGCCAUCACCUUCAUCCUCUCCCUCCACCAUACGACGUCGUUGCCACCCCAUGCACCACUCUCCACCUGCCGCGUCACCUCCUUCAACUGCGGCACCAUCACCAACCUCUCCUACCCUUUCACCGGCGGCGACCACCCCUCCUUCUGUGGGCCACCACAGUUCCAUUUGAACUGCCAAAACGGUGUCGUCCCCGUUUUGAACAUCUCAUCACUGAGCUACCGAGUCAUUAGUAUCAACUCGGUGGCUCACACCCUCACCUUAGCGAGAUUAGACCUUUGGAAUGAGACAUGCACGAAUGUCUACGUGAACUCAACUUUUGAUGGGCCCAUCUUCAGCUACGGUUCGGGGAACCAAAACCUAACUUUGUUCUAUGAGUGCAAACCCACUUCAGUGUUCACGGAAACGCCAGAAAAUUUGUUUCACUGCGAGAGUAAAGGGGAUAUGAAUGAGUCUUAUUCUUUGGUAGGUCCGUUACCUUCGGACCCUAUUCUUGGAGUUGUGGAAUGCGUUGAACAUAUUGCGGUGCCAAUUCUUAAAGAGCAGGCUGAUAGGCUGGUGGAAAACCGGUCUUUACUUGGGGAGAUUCUGAUGAAGGGGUUUAAUGUGAACUAUAAGAAUCCUUAUGACAAUGUAUGCGUUGAAUGUGUUGGUUCUGGUGGCCAGUGUGGGUUUGAUUCUGAUGAGAACGAACCUAUUUGUAUUUGUGGGGAUCAGUUGUGUCCCACUCCAGGUAUUCCAGCUUUUCUUUUUGUUAAUUCUCUCUUUAAUCCCUAUUUCUUUGCACCUUUUUCUUCACUUUUCUCUGCCUCUCUCUUGAUUCCUUUUCAUCACCUAUAUCCAGCGUUGGCUGCCAUUUUGUUUGGAAAUUCUCCUAAUUUUGCACGCCAAGCAAAUCAGGGUUUGAUCAAAUUAGUUGAUGUUCCAGUGUUGCAGACUUGCAGUGUGGAAUUGCUACAUGGUAAAAGCAACAAAGUAGGUUUAAUAAUAGGCAUUUGUGUAGGAGGAGUUGCAGUCCUCGUUGUCAUUCUAGGAUGUGUGUACUUUAUGAUUCAAAGAAGAAGAAAAAUUGCCUAUGAAUCAAGAAGCAUGGAACUCUUCAUAGCCCCUACUUCAAGCGCAGACACUUUUGCAUCUACAACUAAUACGUCUCAAAGUCUAUCUUCUUACCAAUCUUCCAAGUCUGACCCAGUGCCCAGGAGUUACUACUUUGGUGUCCAGGUCUUCACCUACGAGGAACUGGAGGAAGCUACAAAAAACUUUGACACUUCUAGAGAACUUGGUGAGGGAGGUUUUGGCACCGUUUACAAAGGUGAACUCAAAGAUGGACGUAUAGUUGCAGUGAAACGUCAUUAUGAAAGCAACUCUAGACGUAUUAUGCAGUUCAUGAAUGAAGUUCAGAUUCUAGCCGGCUUAAGGCACAAGAACCUUGUGACACUCUUUGGAUGCACCUCUAAACAUAGCAGAGAACUUCUCCUUGUUUAUGAAUUCAUACCUAAUGGAACAGUUGCUUAUCAUCUUCAAGGAAGAAGCUCAGAAUCAACUUUACUCCCAUGGUCUAUAAGAUUGAACAUUGCUGUUGAAACAGCAGAGGCUCUAGCCUACCUACAUGCAAAGGGUGUCAUACACCGCGAUGUUAAAACCAACAACCUUCUCCUGGAUGAUCAAUUUCGAGUAAAGGUUGCCGAUUUUGGUCUCUCAAGGGAUUUCCCAAACCAUGUCACGCAUGUGUCAACAGCUCCACAGGGAACACCUGGUUAUGUUGACCCUGAGUAUUAUCAGUGCUACCAACUCACUGAUAAAAGUGAUGUUUACAGCUUUGGAGUGGUUUUGGUUGAGCUCAUAUCAUCAUUGCAAGCUGUGGACAUCAACAGGAAUCGCAGUGAUGUAAACUUGUCAAACAUGGCUGUCAAUAAAAUUCAAAACCAGGAACUGCAUGAGUUGGUUGAUCCUUAUCUUGGGUUUGAGUGGGAUCAUGCUGUAAGGAGGAUGACGACAGCAGUGGCAGAAUUGGCCUUUAGGUGUUUACAACAGGAAAGAGAGAUGAGACCAUCCAUGAAUGAGGUUGUGGAAAUCUUAAGAGGAAUCAAGAGUGAUGGGCAUGGUACACGGGAAGAGACAGAUGUAUUGGAUAUUAGGACUGAUGAAAUUAUACUUUUGAAGAAGGCUCAUUCCCCGGUUUCACCAGAUUCAGUUGUUAACAAAUGGGUUAGCGGCUCCUCUGUAUCUAAUUCCUCAUAG
Molecule: messenger RNA, 3324 nt
Organism: Sphenostylis stenocarpa
Lineage: Eukaryota; Viridiplantae; Streptophyta; Magnoliopsida; Fabales; Fabaceae
Source: the annotation of a GenBank genome assembly